Molecule: messenger RNA, 2072 nt
Organism: Rhineura floridana
Lineage: Eukaryota; Metazoa; Chordata; Lepidosauria; Squamata; Rhineuridae
Gene: FBXO22
Product: F-box protein 22
Exons: 7
Coding region: 207-1379 (390 amino acids)
Biological process (GO): positive regulation of proteasomal ubiquitin-dependent protein catabolic process; regulation of skeletal muscle fiber development; protein polyubiquitination
Molecular function (GO): protein binding
Source: RefSeq, a predicted model, not a curated record
GGGCUUCUCCUGGUCGGAACCCGGGCCGCUUGGGCUGUCGUGGGGCUCUGUCUGGCUGACUGGGGCUCUCAUAUGUACAGUCCUGGGCUUGGACACCUUCGCUCAUCUGUGAAGUCGUCUUUGGAGGUGUUUUGUCGCAGCGUAGAGUUGCGGGGGGGGGAAGAGAGGCCCCCUGUUAGCUUCUCCUUUAGCUUUAAAAAACUGAGAUGUAUCCAAGUAAACUACUCAGAGUAGACCCGCUGGAGUUAAUGUACCUUAACUUGGUCAAGUCCAUUCAUUUCAGUGAUUCUCAUCUUGGUGUGUGCCGGUUAUGGAGAGAGUGCUCCCGCAGAAUCUUGAGAACCCAGCAGAGUGUUGCUUGGGUUUCUACAGUAGAACAAGGACCAUCAAAUAGUCAUGCUCUGGUCCGGGUGUUGACAGAGGAGCUUGAGAAGGUUCACGUGCUGCCCCAGACAGUGUUGUAUAUAGCAGAUGCAGAAACAUUCACUGGACAUGAAGAGUGCCACAGCCAUGGACAGAAGAAAGCACGAAGAAGAAAUAGCAAAGAAACAGCCACUGCAUUAGAAAAACUAUUGCCCGAACGAUGCCAAGUCCUUGGUCUAGUGACACCUGGAGUUGUAGUUACACCAAUAGGCUCUCACAGCAAUCGACCUCUGGAGAUUGAAGAUGGUGAAGCCGGCUUUGCAUUAUUGUUCCCCAAGAUUGAUGGGGUGAAGAUUCAGACCUUUCAUUUUUUUAAAGACUUGAAGACCAGGGUCCUUGAUGAAAGCCAGUUUGCUGAAGCAGGCCUGAAGAAUAACCCCGAUCUCAGAGUGGUUCUUCUGUUUGGGUACAACACGUGGAAGUCAGGAGCAACACAGUUUCUACACCAAAUAGUCAAUCGUUUGAAUGAAAAAAGCAUCAUCUUGGCUGGGGGACAUGUGGAGAGCUUUACAUCUCUAACUUCUGAGAAUAAUGCUCAGGCUGGUGAUUCUUGUGGUGUUGUCGGCUUGGCUUUUAGUGGACCCCAGAUCCAGAGUGCUACCGUUCUGUUAGAUCAGGAUGUAAUUGAUGAGAGGACAGCAGAAGCUGCAAUGCAGCGCCUCAAGGCCGCAAACAUUCCUGAACACAAUAGCCUCGGUUUUAUGUUUGCAUGUGUUGGCAGGGGAUAUCAACAUUACAAAACCAAACAGAACCUUGAAGCUGAUGCUUUUAGGAAGUUCUUCCCUAACAUUCCCCUCUUUGGCUUUUUUGGACAUGGGGAGAUAGGAUGUGAUCGAAUUGUGACUGGGAAUUUUAUACUCCGAGAGUAUAAUGACACGAAGGAUGACCUGCUCCAUGGUUAUACCACUGUAAUGACUCUUAUCCAUCUGGGUUCAGCCAAAGCAAACCAAGCUUAAACAUUUCUUUGUAAAUAUCACCAGAGAACCCAGGCUCUUUUAAUUCCAGCCAUGGUGAAAAAAACUGGAACGCUAUACACACUUCCAGCAGAGGUAGUUUAUGAAACAAAAGUUAUCAUUGUCCCCUUGACUUUAGGCCAUCUAGCUGGCAUAAGAUUAAUCUGAAUGAGGAAGAGUGGAAAUUUUAAAACUGCAAAUAAGUCAGAUCUCUGGUAAAAUAAUUUUAUUUCAUUCCUAAAGUUGCAAAUGAUUUAGGUCAGCAUUAAGUUGAAACUUGUUAGUGAACAUUCUUUGGAAGUGAAAUAAUUCCAUUCUUUGGAAGUGAAAUAAUCAGCAUUUCUGCAUGCAGUUUGUGGAUUAAACUUUGAUACAACAAUCAAGUUAAGCAUUAAAUGAACUUUCAGGUAGUUUUUUUUUUUAAGUGGCUGUGCCUUUUAUUACUCAGCAAGCUCUUUCAAGAAGCAAACCUGCUUUUCUGAACUCAAUACUUUUAACAGCAGUUUGAGGUAAGAUGGUGAAGUAUAUGUGCAGAGCCAGCCAAAUUUAAAACAUUGAAUAAUUCUUGGAUACCUGGACUGUAUUUUAAUCUACCAUCUUUAAGAAAGAAUAAGACUGUCUGGAUGGAGCCUUAGGACUUUUCUCAGUUAAACUCUGUAGACUAGAAAGUGUCCUUUACUAAACUAUUAUAAAUGA